AGUUAAUGCACACAUAUUAAAAAAAUAAACAUAUUAAAAAUAUCAAUUUUAUAAAUUUAUCUUAACUACAUAAAAUAGCAUUGAAUAAAAUUAAUUUAACCAAAAAAUACAGUAUUAUUUAAUUGUUCAUAAAUAUUAAACAAUAUUGAAUUUUAUCUAAACUAAUAAGAAUUUUAUCUAAACCAAAGAAAACUAAUUAGCCAUUUUUAAAUUUAUAUAUCUAAUUCAAAAAGCUUCAAUUUUAUAAUUAAUUUAAAAAUAUAUAAAUAUAAUUAUCUUAAGAAAUCAAAUUAAAAUUUAUGAAUGCCGAUAGUCUAAAGUCGUUCAAAAAAAAAACUACUUUAAGCCCAUUAAAGGCCUGUAACUAUUAUAGGUAGGAUUUAUCGCUAGGGCCCAUUUACGGCUCUCUUUCGUGUAACGUACGUACGUACCCUAAAAUCUCUCUUAUUAUGAGGCCAUUGACUCCUUUAGUGUCGUGUUUUUACAAACCUAGCAGUCACUGUCGUGUUUUAUCGUUUGUUCCAAGUUGCUAGGAGAAAGAUGAAGGUUGUCGCUGCUUUUCUCCUCGCGAAACUAGGUGGAAACGAGAGCCCAACCAAAGAUGAUUUGAAGAACAUCUUCGAGUCCGUUGGCGCUGAGUUCGACGAGGUGAAGACAGAUCUCUUCUUUUCCCUGGUGGAGGAUCACGACUUGACGGAGCUGAUCGCGGUUGGGAGGGAGAAGAUGGCGGCACUCUCAUCCGGUGGUGCAGCUGUUGCUAUGGUGGCUGGAGCUGGCGGAAACGCUCCUUCCGCGGCUGAGCCAGUGGCUGAAUCCAAGAAGGUUGAGGAAGAGAAAGAGGAAUCUGACGAUGGUGAAGGCAUGAUGAGUCUCUUUGAUUGAUUCAGUUUGUGAUCUUAUCUGAUUAAGUACUAUGGUCUCGUAUGGUUUAAAAGUUUUAAUUUCUAGGGGGUUUUGUUGGAUUCUAUGGAUUAUUCAGUGUUUAAGACCUUUAAAUAUACUGUGCAUGGAUCUUUCUUAUGCUUCUUAGUCAUGCUUAUGAUUCUAGUAUGAAA
Molecule: messenger RNA, 1055 nt
Organism: Brassica rapa (field mustard)
Lineage: Eukaryota; Viridiplantae; Streptophyta; Magnoliopsida; Brassicales; Brassicaceae
Product: 60S acidic ribosomal protein P2-3
Biological process (GO): cytoplasmic translational elongation
Cellular component (GO): ribosome; cytosolic large ribosomal subunit
Molecular function (GO): structural constituent of ribosome
Source: RefSeq, a predicted model, not a curated record